Molecule: messenger RNA, 1989 nt
Organism: Adineta ricciae
Lineage: Eukaryota; Metazoa; Rotifera; Eurotatoria; Adinetida; Adinetidae
Source: the annotation of a GenBank genome assembly
AUGAAGAUUUUUCUAUUUCUUGCUUGCCUUCAUUUGCUUUGUUUUUCUUUGAUCAAUGCUGACUUUUGCGAAACAGACGACUGUCGUCGUGGUGAUUGUGAAUUAGUACGGCAACCUACAGGUUUAAUAAAGAAAAAUUGUCAUUGUGCAAAAGGUGUUUGUGGUGAGACAUGCCAACGUUUGUGUAAUACUACAUCCGCAUGUGAUGCGAAUCCAUGUUGGUUUGGUGGUAUUUGUGUUGACGUUGCCAAUUUCGAUCAUGUUUGUCUCUGUCCACCGAAUCAUUCUGGUAAAGACUGCCGAGUUUUACUUUCGUGCCAAGCCAACAGUUGUUGGAACGGUGGUAUCUGUAUCGAAACUGGUCUGUGGAAGGAAACGUGUCCUGUUAAACAUGAACAUAUGCCCGUUUCUCUUUUAGCGUAUGGUGCACGUUGUAACUGCUCGGGUGGCUAUUCGGGUGAAUAUUGUCAAUAUAAAACGGCUAAAUCAACAUCAGCACCAAAACGAAAUGGAACAUUACCACGUGUUGAAUAUAAGCAAUUUGACGCGGAAACAUUAGCAGUCAUUGCGACUUUAGGAAAUGCAGCUAAUGAUGAACCAGCACAGCGAACUGGUGAUUUGAGUGAAAAUGUAGUUGUUGCGUCGGGUAACCAUUCGCAAUUUGUUUUCUGCUUAACUAAUCCAUGUGAAAAUGGUGGAACUUGUUUUGUUACAAACACCGCAACAACCAAAGGCAUUUGCGUUUGCCGUGAUGGUUAUGUGGGAGAUUAUUGUGAAGUGUUGUUUAAUACGACAUCUCCGACAUUUCGAUUUCCAACCGGUUAUUGUUCAUCGAGUCCAUGCUUGAAUGAUGGCUCUUGCGUUGAAGUCGGAGAGCUUCAAGGUUACUGUCGAUGCACAGCUGAAUAUCGAGGUCUCUACUGUGAAAUAUCGGUUCGAGCUGUGAGCUGUAAUCCAAAUCCUUGUAAAAAUGGUGGAACGUGUGUUCUGUUGGAAAAUAAUCAAGCACAAUGUCUAUGCACGCCAGUAUUUCGUGGUUUAACUUGUAAUCAAUUUAGUUACGUGCCUUGCGGCGACGCCACAUGUCACGGAACACAAGGCGUUUGUGUAGCUAAUAAGUGUAUCUGCAAAACAGGUUUUGCUGGGCCAAGAUGUGACUCAACAGACUUUUGUUCAGCAUUUCCGUGCUUGAACGGAGGUACUUGUAUUCGAACAAAUGAAGAACCCUACGGCGGUUGCAGUUGUCCACCGGAAUUUUCCGGACCUACGUGUAGUAACGAUCCAUGCACCCCAUCGCCAUGCUUGAACGGCGGUUAUUGUAUACGAAAACCAGAUAAUCAAUUUUACUGUCAAUGUCGAAAUAAGAAUAAAGGCGUUUAUUGUGAACAGGUGGAAUGUUUUCCAUCGGAUGCAACUGUCGACGUUCUGAACAAUGGCAAAGUUGCCUUGUCAUCUUUACAAGUCGGCACACAAGUUCGUGUGAUCAACAAUCAAGGUCAAAUCAGUUAUUCACCGAUUAUUGCUUUUCUUCACCGUGAUGUCAAUGAACAUGCGCUGUACAAACAUAUUCGUACGAAGACAUCGUUCAUCGAAUUGUCACGACGUCAUCUCAUUCAUCGUCGUAAAGACGGUUUCGUUUGGGCAGAGAAAUUAGCCGUAGGUGAUGAAAUUCUCGUUUCCACAUCUUCACAUACAAACGAAACUCAAUGGGAGGUGAUUAAUGAAAUCAAUGAUGUCGUCAAACAAGGUCUUAUGGCUCCGUUAACUGAACAAGGUACAAUCAUUGUGAAUAAUGUUCAUGCAUCUUGUUAUGCACUGGUCAAAUCACAUCAAGUCGCCCAUUUUGCAUUGGCACCCUACCGACUCUACCAUCGAUUGUUUGGUUCUCUCUUACAAAGGCAUCCAAUGACGACGCCUAUUCUUUCUUAUGCAAAUGUUCUCCUACAUUUCUUCAAGAACUUACCUGUUGCAAAAGACCUGAUAUUCUAA